Amoebophrya sp. A25 is the source of this 2905-nucleotide messenger RNA. The record is from the annotation of a GenBank genome assembly. NCBI's taxonomy places the organism in Eukaryota, Dinophyceae, Syndiniales, Amoebophryaceae.
CAGCAACGUUGUCGGUCGUGGUCAAAUUUAGCCAAGUGACCGACGUGGCAACGAGAGCGAGAACAACUUUGUCGUAGAGAUUUUUCAUGUUGUCCUAGUAGAUGUUUUUCAUGUUGCUUGCAAGACAAAUCCUCACUCUUCAUCUUAAAGGAUGCUUGAUGCUUCAAUGACAAGAGGCGAGGUUCCUAGAAUUUCAAUUUGUAUCUGAGCAUAAGUUCGUACACUUCCUUGAAAGUACAUCCGUACAUAGGAGUACUAUUAAAGGAUCGAUCCGUUUCCACGACGGAAAGUUAUAGUACCAAGAAUGGCUUCGUCAACAUCAUUGUUCCUACAACAUCAUUUGGUUCCGCGGAUGCCAUCAAGGGCAACGUCAAUUAUGGGUCAUCUUUGCGUUCGAGAACCAUCACGAUGGGCAUGGAUUGCUAUCAAGAACACUAAACAUGUUGGCGAGCCAUCAAGAACAAUUAAUCUGGGUCGCCUUCGUUUCUCAAGAAAGGCUUCAUCACUCCAUGGAGUUGCGUUGUCCUCGUAUCCUCGUGACUUCUCAUCCUCGUCUGCAGUCAUAGCGCAGUCCAAAGCAGGCAGAGAAGGCGGAGGGGCGUCGAAGGAAGACUAUGUUGGAGGAGCAAUUAUGGGUAAGAGAAGAUUAGUUUUGACUCAAAAUUUUUUUCCUGUUGAGUUGGUUCCCGAGAAGAGAAGUAAAGAACUCUUUAUGGUCCUCCUUGGCACUCCAGCGCUAAGAUCCAAAGUAUCGUCAAUGCCGAUACAAGGAAAAACAGUGGCACUCGUGUUGUGGACGUUUGCGAAAAAAGUGAUCAAUCCGGAAGAAAUAAAGUCGAUCUACUUCAGCAUGGUGCCAAAGACCAUGACCAUGACCUCCAUGAUGUUAAUUAAGGCUCAGCUUUCAGUGGUCAUUGGGGUUGGUCACUGAGAUCCCUCUUGAGGAAAGAUGGGGGGGAAAAUGAAGGAAAAGCAAAGGGAGAGGCAUGGGGCCCAUUUCUUUCAGAGUCAGUGACCAUUGAAUGCUGAGCUUUAAGUUAAAGAGCAAGAUGUACAUUUAGAAGUUCAGCAAGGUUUCAUCACCUAUUGGGCUAUCGAUAGAAACUAUGGCUUCAUCAAACCGGACAACGCUCUCCCUUCAACGAGUCGUGGCGACCCGUUCCGUCUGAUCUUUCAUUUCAGACAUGUCGUGCGAAAGCAACUUACUAUGGCGAGUCAGUACUCUUGUAGCUGUACAGCUUUUAAUGUUACGUAGCGGUAGCCCAACUUGAUUUUUGAAUGGUGAAUAAUAUUAUGAGCUGUUGAGGGUCACCGAGGAUUUCAUCAUGUCCUUCGACGGCAAUUACAAUUUAAGUCUAACUGCGUACUUAUAUCUCCCUUGUCCUUCAGAGUACCUCUCCAACUUUUGCUCUUCUACCUCUACAACUUUUACCUAAUGAACUACGCACUUUUUUAGUAGGAUAAGGACUACGCACUUUUUUAGUAGGAUAAGUAGGUUGGUUGCCAUAAUUAUACCAGGUAUCUACAGGGGGCGCUUAUCUAAUUUCCAACAGUUACAGGCUGGGGACAGGAUACAGUUCAAGCUGGAGCCGAACCCGGUACGGCCAGGCGAAUAUGAAGCCAGAGAGGUCGCUAAAGUUGGGACAGUUUCACCUAGCAACGGCAAAAGAACAGGAGGAUUCACGGAAGUCAUGAACCAAGAAGAAGAAGGAGAGAAGAAUGCGCCAGCGGGUACAAGCAGUUCGCAUCAUGCAUCGUCUGUUACAUUUGUUCAAGAAAGUCGUGUGUCGAAUACACCAGCUGGAAACGCAGACACGAGAAGGAGAAGUGAUGCAUCAAGAGCCCAAGAAGGGGGUAAGGAAAUCACUUAUGUGAACACGCUGCGCGAAGGGCGAAGAAGCUUCGUUGUGAAAGACCCGAUACCUGGCGCCACGUAUUACGGCUUCGUUCAGGGGCGCAUUCUUUCCAAGGCAUACGUUAAGGCAGGAGGGCUUUCAUCCUCAUCACUCAUUAGAAGGACUCCUAGUACUGAAAGCUGAGUUUCUUGUAUCUAAUUCUAAGCUUUUGCCUCAGAAAAUUAAUAAAGAACGGAAGAGCCAUCGGCAUCGGCUCUAACCUCUGCUUCAUACGACCAGACGACGCUGUGCCUUCAGCUGAAGGGGAGCACUACCGCGUUAUCUUCCCCUUCAAGCAUCUUGUAGACGAGCGCCUACCAAUCAUCGGUGACCGCGUGGCGUUUCAGCUUCAACAAAAUCCUAUCAUUACGAAAUUUAUUAUAGGAUAAAUCAAUUGAGGACAAUAUGCAACUGGAAAGGAGUAGAUCGUCUCAUUCCGCAACUGCAACUUUUUGCAUAUCAGCCUUUUUUCUCAAGAAAAUAUUAGCCUUUCUUUCCGACUUCCAUCUUUUUUAGGCUAGUAGUUCAGUCGCGUGGAGCAGGUCCCCCGUCUAAUGCUAGACCGAGCGAAUUCGAAGCUGUGGCCGUUACUGGUGGCACCGGAAGGAUAUGGACUCCAUAUGAGCCCAAGGAUGGGCGUCUAAAUGAUGUCAUUCGACGCCUCAAGCAAGAACAACAUUAAGGGUGAGUAUCAAGGGUAAGUAAAUUGUCCGCAUCAAGCAAGACCCAGCAUCAAGGGUAAACUGUCCAAGAAUAUCAAGUGUAAACUGUCCGCAUCAUUCAUUCAUUCAUUCAUUCAACAUCCAGAAGAACCAACAGGCUCAAAGAAAUGAAUUUGGUGCUUCUCGGAAUGUUGUACUUUCUUUUGCAAGACAUGCAUUCAGUUGAAUUACAAGCUGCUGAAGCUACAAUCAAAAAAAAUUGACAGUGAGUUCUGGCUGCAUGAACGUAUGAGAGGCACCAGAAGAUAGCACCAUUGGAGUACAGAAUUUUUGGGCGGAGGUUCUGGC